Chroicocephalus ridibundus (black-headed gull) is the source of this 3700-nucleotide messenger RNA. It is a transcript of the gene CNOT7, whose product is annotated as CCR4-NOT transcription complex subunit 7. Gene Ontology annotation, molecular function: nucleic acid binding; poly(A)-specific ribonuclease activity. The coding region runs from base 208 to 984 and encodes 258 amino acids. The record is from RefSeq and is a predicted model, not a curated record. The transcript is spliced from 6 exons. Gene Ontology annotation, cellular component: CCR4-NOT complex; CCR4-NOT core complex; P-body. Lineage: Eukaryota; Metazoa; Chordata; Aves; Charadriiformes; Laridae.
GUGCGGCGGGGGUUGCGCUUCCGGCGUUUUGCGCGGCGACGGGCGGCUCCGAGGGGCGUCGGGGGCCGCCGCGGGGCCUCGCCAGACCCGCCGCGGCCCGGCCUGGCCCGGCCCGCAGCGUUAAAAAAAAAUAAAUAAAGUCCUCUUUAUGAAACUGAUCCUCAGUCAAGUGCAACUUUUGAUGUCUGGUCACUAAAGCCCCCCACUAUGCCAGCAGCUACCGUAGACCAUAGCCAAAGAAUCUGUGAAGUUUGGGCUUGUAACUUGGAUGAAGAGAUGAAGAAAAUCCGUCAAGUUAUACGGAAGUAUAACUAUGUAGCUAUGGAUACAGAGUUUCCGGGAGUAGUUGCAAGGCCUAUUGGAGAAUUCAGAAGCAACGCAGACUAUCAGUACCAAUUAUUACGCUGCAAUGUAGACUUGCUAAAAAUAAUUCAACUAGGACUGACGUUUAUGAAUGAGCAAGGCGAAUACCCUCCAGGAACUUCGACUUGGCAAUUUAAUUUUAAAUUUAAUUUAACAGAAGAUAUGUAUGCCCAGGACUCUAUCGAACUGUUGACGACAUCUGGUAUCCAGUUUAAAAAGCAUGAGGAAGAAGGAAUUGAGACACAGUACUUUGCAGAACUGCUUAUGACAUCAGGAGUUGUACUGUGUGAAGGAGUCAAGUGGCUUUCCUUUCACAGUGGCUAUGACUUUGGCUAUCUAAUCAAAAUUCUGACAAACUCUAAUUUACCUGAAGAAGAGCUGGACUUUUUUGAGAUACUGCGAUUGUUUUUCCCCGUCAUCUACGAUGUAAAAUAUCUCAUGAAGAGUUGCAAAAAUCUGAAGAGCUGUAGGUCAGCUUUCCUGCAGGAAGUCUUGUUCCUGUCACCUAACCUGCGGGCUGGUGAUCAGAGGAGGGGAAGGGAUGUAGACUGCCCUGCCCCUCCAGAUUUACCAGCCAUGAAGGGAUGGUGGACUUGGACUGUGCUGAGAGCAGCUGUCUGAAACAAGUUGCUAAACAUUCAGUGUUGUGACUCUAAAAAUGCAUGCGCUGUCACCUAAUGUCUGUCACUUCCAACCGCUAUUAAAUUGCAGUGAAUCGAACUGCUGUGCAGUUGUCCUUUAUUGACUUGUCCGAGUUAUUUUUCAUAUGAAAGUCACUGACUUGCUGUAGGUCCCCCACUCCCUGUCCCCUUGUACCCAGAAAAGAAUUUCUGGCUAUGAGACAAGAGAGAUGCUUGCGGACUGGGGAGCUGUUUGAUACUCUUCUUGUGGAAUUAAGUAGUCUGUGAAUUUACAGUAUGUUGCCCUAACUCAGAUGGGUUUGGGUGUACUUUACUGGCAUGCACAUUGGGAGUUAACUUGAGAUAUUAACAUAGUGUAGGUUAAACUCUUGCUUGUUUUCUAAAAAUCUUUCUAUGUAGACAAUUACAGACCUUUUGACAGUAACAGCAAUUCUCAGUAAUGUAGAUUUAUAGACCUUAUUGGAGACUUGCUUUUAAUAUGGAGGGUCGUACAGAACAAUGGACUCUGGUACCAGUGCUGUGAAACUUGAGAGUUUGAACUGGUUUUGCUGUUGACUGCGGUCGUGUGAUUGUGUAAAUCGUUCUGUGGCCUCUUUCUUGAAAGACCAGUGCUCUGAAAACUUGAAAGAAUUCCUCCUUCUCCCCCAAGAGUUAAAUGUUCUUCUCUGGGGUGCCAAAAUCUUGCCUGAAACAGAAUCUUAGUAGACUAUUAAUUUUCAGAGACAACCAGGUUUUAUUCUGUAAUUAUUGCAGUUAUAGACCAUGAAGUGCCACACAGAAGUGGUGUGUAACAUAUUUACAAAUAGAAAUAUACCAUUAAAAGCGCUAUUUUCAAAGCAUUCUUCUAUAGGCUGCUGCUACUGUAAAUUUUGAAUUACUAAGCCUACAUUCCAGAGCUUGCAGCUGCUGUGUAAAUAUUACUGAUUUUUAUUCUUGAGUGUUUUUUCUUCAAAGUUGUUUGAAGCUAGAGUAGGUGGUCCUGCAGCCAGCAGAACCUGAGGAUGAGGCACUGCUAAUUCGCAGCUUGAGGAAGCAGAGGGUUUAGGAGCAGAAAAUUGUGCCCUGAAAGGGUGCGGGCUUCCCUGCUGUUGUUCACUAACGGCUCGUUAUUGGAAUUAUGAAAGCAGAGAACAUGCUUGUGUCUGAAAUGCACUUUUUCCUCCUACACACCAACCCUCAGAACGCUUUUGAGAGCGUAAGUUAAAUAACUGAGCGUGUCUGUACUCUUCAAAUGCUGUAUCCGAGCACAGAAAGAAAAGAAGCUAGCUUCAGUGCUUAACUGUACAGUGCAUAGAUUUACUCUCAUCUUAAACUUCUGUAAAAUCUAUUCCUGCUGCUCAAGAUGGAAUAAAACUACUGGUACUAGGUUUCCGUGUUGGUUUUAGGUGUUACUUGGGAAUCUUACUACCGAAGCUUCCACUUUUUUAAACAAGAACUUGGGCCCAAACCUGUUGCCAUAAGACUCGCAGGAAUUUUCAUAAUGUUUGAUCUGAUUUUCAGGUCAGACUUUAUUUUUACUGCUCUGUGAGUUUGAACUUUGACUGUUAAUGCUUUUGCCUCUUAUUGCUUCCCUUCCUGUACUUUAAACAGGUUAAGAGUGCAAGGGAAGGGAACCCGGAUACUAGGCAGUCUUUUUUUAAAAGCAUUCAUUGCUUCUCUGCAACGUUUUUGCCUUGCACAGCUUGUGGCAGCACUAAGGAUUUGGGGGUUUCUUGUUUGGUGUUUUUUUUUUUUGAUCUUUCUAGACCUUUAAGAACGUGUUGCAUGUGCUUUAGUCUAUUUUCAGUAGCUUUAUGGCUUAAUGAUUUUAAAAAAAAAAAAGAGUCGGUGUACAAAAUUAUGUGCUCACAGAGUAGCUCACAGAGUAGCUCACAGCAUUAAGAGACUGCAGUUAUAGUAUAAUAUAUCUUUCCUUCAACUCAUCUCUAUUAUCUAUAUAAAACCAAACCAACUUCUGAUGGGUUUGCUUCCACAUGGAGUGGUUAUUACCAUUACUAAAACCAGGCCUAUUUAGUCACUCUGCUUAUUGGGAAGCGAAUUUGCUUCAAAAUUGGAGAAAUUUUCCCUUUAAGAGCAGAUAGAUGUGCAGCUUCGGAGUGAUGUCUAUAGCUUCACAGUCCGUGCUUUUAAACCUUGUAUCACCGUUCAAAGCAGACAAUUACUGUUUGAAAUUGUUCCCUUUUUGUAUGCGAGAUGUUUAUAUGAUCUAAGAAGUAGGUUUCAUUACACAUGUGACUGUUAAAUAUACAUCUCUAACAGAAAAGCUGGCUAUACCAUUGGAUUUGUAGUAUCUUAGAAAGCUAGUUGAAAGAGGAUGGGUUUUUUUACAUGUGGUGGUGUUUUUUCCCCCCUAUCUUACGGCAGGUAAUGGAACAAAGUUUAAAGAGGGGUAGAAUGUCUUGUAGAGAUGGAGUGGGCACUUUCUUCCUUUUUUGACUUUACCACCUGGUUUCUCAAUGCCUGCUGUGUAACAUUUUCCUGGACUCCCUGUAGUGUUCUAGAUACUUAAGGAUACUCGCAGUUUUUGUGAAGGGAAGUGGAAAACCCCUCAACUUAAUUGUUGAAAGGUAAGUGGAAAGAAAAAGGUCUGUUUCAAAGGAAGCCUAGAUACUUUAACACAUGGAGGCACAUGGGCACCUCAUUUGUAAGCACUUGAAUUCUUGUGUUUGUAGAACAAGAUUUUUACCUUUUAAACU